AUGGAGACGAAGCAGCGCAGCGCAGAGACAUGGCGUGCGAGUGCGACGAGCGUGCCGAGACCAAAUGGGAAUCCGGGGGUGCCUGCUAUUCCGCGUCCGGCACAGCCGCACGCGAUCGAUAACGCGUAUGCAGUGCACCGAAGCCUCUGGUGGUGUCCAGCUAAAACUACAGGACGUCAGGACAAGGACCUAGCUGGACGAAUGGCUCGGACCUUUUGGCAGAUCACAGAUGGACUAGGUCCAGCGAGCUUGUACGAGCGUGGGCAAGUGUUUCUACGAGAAUACGACUUGCAAACCAUGGCAUUGGCAUCCAAGCGCACAACUGCAUAUCUCUACUUUGAAUAA
Miscanthus lutarioriparius is the source of this 345-nucleotide messenger RNA. The record is from the annotation of a GenBank genome assembly. Lineage: Eukaryota; Viridiplantae; Streptophyta; Magnoliopsida; Poales; Poaceae.